Molecule: messenger RNA, 2153 nt
Organism: Culex quinquefasciatus (southern house mosquito)
Lineage: Eukaryota; Metazoa; Arthropoda; Insecta; Diptera; Culicidae
Product: synaptic vesicle 2-related protein
Exons: 7
Coding region: 386-1942 (518 amino acids)
Biological process (GO): transmembrane transport
Cellular component (GO): membrane
Molecular function (GO): transmembrane transporter activity
Source: RefSeq, a predicted model, not a curated record
UUAACAUUUCGAGCGGGCGCAGCACAUUCCAGUGAGCAUUUAUCACACCUGAGAGAGAGAGUGAGAGAUCACGCGAGAGGGACCAAGGAGCGAGAUGUGGAUGUUUGCUUUCUCUUUUGCACCUUCGCAGAUCCGUCGUUUUCUCCGAUCGUAAGGUAUUGUUGGGGCGAUCCUGGCGCGUGCUUGAUCUCAAUCGAUCACCUUUUUGGAAGAUCGAAGUUCUAAUUGGUAAACAGAACAGGAUGUCGUCGUGAGAAUUUCGGCUGCGAGUGGAAUGCUAAUGAUAUUAGAUGUUACCAUAGAGCGACUUGAACACAUCUUGACCGUCUAAAUCAACCGGGGGCUAAUUACGGAGGAAAAGUUGCACUAGCUAAGGCGGGCAAAAAUGAAGCCACGUCGCGGGGGUGCCUCCCGGGGCUACGAGGAGAUGGACGGUGCCAAUGUUCCGACGUACGGAGGAACCCGAAACGGAACCAGUUCCGGCGGACCACCCAGCAACGAUCCGUCCAGCCCGAUCAAUAACAACAACAACAACAGCGUCGUCGGAGGUGGAGUUCCGCCGGAGUUUGAACUGGCCUCGGUGUCGGUGGUUCCGGACGAUACCUUCACCGUAACGCAGGCCGUCAACGCCCUCGGCUUCGGGUGGUUCCAGGUGAAGCUAUCGCUGUGUGUUGGGCUCUGCUGGAUGGCCGAUUCGAUGGAGAUGACCAUCCUGAGCGUGCUUGGGCCGGCGUUGCACUGUGAUUGGGGCAUUACCAGGUAUCAACAGGCGCUCGUUACGACGGUGGUGUUCCUCGGGAUGAUGCUGAGUUCGACCUUUUGGGGACACUUGAGCGAUCGGUACGGGAGGAAGCCGGCAUUGACGUUAUGUGGAGUUUUGCUGUUUUUGUACGGACUGUUGAGUUCGGUCGCACCCAGUUUUGGAUGGCUGCUGUUGCUGAGAGGAUUGGUUGGAUUUGCAAUCGGCUGUGUACCACAAUCCGUAACACUGUACGCCGAGUUCCUCCCAACCAAGCAGCGCGCCAAAUGCGUCGUCCUGCUGGACUGUUUCUGGGCACUGGGCGCCUGCUUCGAGGUUGCCCUAGCCCUGGCCGUCGGUCCCAAUCUAGGGUGGCGUUGGCUUCUGGGCCUUUCAGCGGCACCGCUGUUCGCCUUUGCCGUUAUCACUCCGUGGUUACCAGAAUCUGCACGCUACCACGUGACCAGCGGUCAAAGUGACAAGGCGUUGACCACGCUUGAACAGAUCGCAAAAGAUAACAAACGACCGAUGCUGCUCGGUCGCCUGGUGGUGGAGGGUCCCAGCGGAUCUCGCGGCAGUUUCAAAGCCCUGCUGGGAAGUUCGCUUCGCAGGACCACCCUGCUGCUGUGGUUCAUCUGGAUGUCGUGUGCGUUCUGCUACUACGGAUUGGUCCUAAUGUCGACGGAGCUGUUUGGCGGCAAGAACAAAACCAUAACGCCGGACACGGAGAACGACUGCCACCCGUUGGCCACCACCGACUACAUGGACCUGCUGUGGACGACGCUGGCGGAAUUUCCGGGCAUUUUCGCGACGAUCUACGUGAUUGAAAAGUUUGGGCGUAAAAAGACGAUGGCGUUGCAGUUUCUGUUUUACGCUGGCUGCGUCCUGCUGAUUACCGUUACCGAGGUUCGCGUCUUCCUAACGAUCAUCCUGUUCAUGGCCCGUGGCGUUAUCGCCGGACUCUUCCAGGCUGCGUACGUGUACACGCCGGAAGUGUACCCAACGGCGCUGCGUUCCGUCGGAGUGGGAGGAUGUUCGGCGCUGGCACGGUUGGGCGCCAUGGCGACGCCCUACAUCGCGCAGGUUCUCUUCCAGACGUCGAUCUGGAGUGCGGUGUCGGUGUACGGAUUCUUUGCGGUUUGUGCCAGCGUGGCCUGCAUGCUGCUGCCGUACGAGACGCGGGGAACCGAUAUGGGGCAGUAGGAGAGGGGCGCGGACGCGAUGCCCCGAAACACCAACACAAAGAUACCUCUUCGAUGGGAUGCACUCACGCACACUUUAGGAGAUAAUGCGAUUGUUACUCUUUGAUACAGUUAAGCUUUUUGUUUGCUUUUGUUGACCGAAGAUUCGAGUUGUUUUUUGUACGUUUUAAGUAGUGUGUACAAAAUAUAUACAAGUAUUUAUUUAUAUUAAA